Messenger RNA from Neoarthrinium moseri, 1098 nucleotides. RefSeq lists its product as uncharacterized. Gene Ontology annotation, biological process: L-proline biosynthetic process. The record is from RefSeq and is a predicted model, not a curated record. Lineage: Eukaryota; Fungi; Ascomycota; Sordariomycetes; Amphisphaeriales; Apiosporaceae. The transcript is spliced from 4 exons. Gene Ontology annotation, molecular function: pyrroline-5-carboxylate reductase activity. Bases 1 to 1098 code for a protein of 365 amino acids.
AUGCUGGCCCUGCCUUCACGACCCAACGAGGGCGAAGACCUCACCAUGGCCGUCCUAGGAUGCGGCAACAUGGGCAUCGCCAUCCUCUCCGGGAUUCUCUCCUCAAUCAGCGCCCUCAGCGGCCCCAAGCCUCUCCAGACGGACCCGUCUCAACCGGCAGAGGAAAUCCCGUCCCGUCUGCCCACCAAGUUCAUUGCCUGCGUACGGCGGCCCGAAUCUGCCAAGAAGGUGAAGAAGGCCCUCUGGCAGCACACCUCGUUCGUCAAGGUCGUACAGAAUGAGAAUGUGGCUGCUGUUUCUCGCUCGGACGUGGUACUGCUGAGCUGCAAGCCCUCGCACAUCCAGAGCAUCCUGGCGCAGCCGGGCAUGGCCGAGGCCAUGGAGGGCAAGCUCCUGAUCUCGAUCGCGGCGGGCGUGACGGUGGAGCACAUCCGGGCGACGCUGCAUGAGGCGGCCGUGGCCGCAGCCAAGGGCGAUGUCAACGGCGCCGGCGGCGACUGCGACUGCCGCAUCGUGCGCGCCCUGCCCAACACGGCCAGUCUGAUCCGCGAGGGCAUGACCGUCAUCGCCGACUCGGAGCCCGCCCUGCCGCCCCAGACCAACGCCCUGGUGACGUGGAUCUUCCGCCGCAUCGGCGACGUCGUUGUGAGUCUCGCCCUUGGGUCGCUCCUUAUUGCGGCUUGGAAAUCGUACCGGACCCCCCUGGCUUACAGAAUGACGCAGUACCUCCCCACCCACCAGAUGGAUGCUAGCACCGCGCUCAUCGGCAGCGGUCCGGCCUUCUUCUCCCUGGUUCUCGAAGCCGCCAUCGACGGCGCCGUAGCCAUGGGACUUCCCCGCGCACAUGCAACACGCAUGGCCGCCCAGAGCAUGCACGGCACCGCCAGUCUAGUCCUCGACGGCGAGCACCCGGCCCUGCUGCGCGACAAGGUCAGCACCCCCGGCGGCUGCACCAUCGGCGGGCUGCUGGUGUUGGAGGAGGGUGGCGUGCGCGGCACCGUCAGCCGUGCCGUCCGCGAGGCCGCCUGUGUCGCUGCCGAGCUGGGCCGCGGCAAGGGCGCCGGCGUCAACGGGACGCGGUUUGUCGGGCGCCCGUAG